Messenger RNA from Fukomys damarensis (Damara mole-rat), 6408 nucleotides. RefSeq names its product ubiquitin protein ligase E3 component n-recognin 3 (gene Ubr3). Gene Ontology annotation, biological process: protein ubiquitination; ubiquitin-dependent protein catabolic process via the N-end rule pathway. Gene Ontology annotation, molecular function: zinc ion binding; ubiquitin protein ligase activity. The transcript is spliced from 41 exons. Bases 1 to 5628 code for a protein of 1875 amino acids. The record is from RefSeq and is a predicted model, not a curated record. Gene Ontology annotation, cellular component: ubiquitin ligase complex; cytoplasm. NCBI's taxonomy places the organism in Eukaryota, Metazoa, Chordata, Mammalia, Rodentia, Bathyergidae.
AUGCUUGGAGAAAUAUUAGCUUCUAAAUUUGUCCGGCUUCCAAAUAGAGAUCACAUCCUCUCCAUGUGCAGAAGUUCACCAAUUCUAAUGACAAUUGUUGCCGUUCAUGCUAUAAGAGCGCUGAAGCUGAGAGCCGGAGGCGAGGUCGGGAGCAGGGAGGCGGGGUCAGACGAGCAGGAGGGGCGGGGAGCAGGCGCCGGAGCCCCAGGGGGCGCCGAAGAGGAGGCCCUGGAGUGGUGCAAGUGCCUGCUGGCCGGCGGUGGCGGCUACGAGGAGUUCUGCGCGGCGGUGCGGGCCUACGACCCCGCGGCACUGUGCGGCCUGGUGUGGACCGCCAACUUCGUGGCCUACCGCUGCAGGACGUGCGGCAUCUCCCCCUGCAUGUCGCUGUGCGCCGAAUGCUUCCACCAGGGCGACCACACCGGACACGACUUCAAUAUGUUCCGCAGCCAGGCCGGGGGCGCCUGCGACUGCGGGGACAGCAACGUGAUGCGGGAGAGCGGGUUUUGCAAAAGGCAUCAAAUUAAAUCCAGUUCAAAUAUCCCCUGUGUUCCCAAAGACUUACUGAUGAUGUCUGAAUUUGUUCUCCCACGAUUUAUUUUUUGCCUUAUUCAGUACUUAAGAGAAGGCUAUAAUGAACCAGCAGCUGAUGUACCAUCAGAAAAAGACCUUAACAAAGUCCUUCAGCUUUUGGAACCUCAAAUUUCCUUUUUAGAAGACUUAACUAAAAUGGGAGGAGCAAUGAGGUCUGUUCUUACUCAGGUUUUGACAAACCAACAGAACUACAAAGAUCUAACUUCUGGUCUUGGAGAAAAUGCUUGUGCAAAGAAGAGUCAUGAAAAAUACCUUAUAGCUUUGAAGAGCUCUGGACUCACAUAUCCUGAGGAUAAGCUUGUGUAUGGCAUGCAGGAGCCAACUGCUGGUACCAGUACUCUGGCUGUUCAAGAUUUUGCAGGUGCAACAGGAACAUUGGGACAAGCAGAUUCUUCAGAUGAGGAGGAUCAGGAUGGGAGUCAAGGCCUGGGCAAGAGAAAGAGGGUAAAACUAAGCAGUGGUACCAAAGAUCAAUCCAUAAUGGAUGUUUUAAAACAUAAAAGUUUUCUAGAAGAAUUAUUGUUUUGGACAAUAAAGUAUGAAUUCCCUCAGAAGAUGGUAACUUUCUUACUCAACAUGCUUCCAGACCAAGAAUAUAAGGUUGCUUUUACAAAGACUUUUGUUCAGCAUUAUGCUUUCAUUAUGAAAACACUGAAGAAAAGUCAUGAAUCGGACACAAUGUCCAACAGAAUUGUGCAUAUUAGUGUUCAGUUGUUCAGCAAUGAGGAGCUAGCCAGACAGGUGACAGAAGAGUGUCAGCUGCUGGAUAUUAUGGUCACUGUACUAUUAUAUAUGAUGGAAAGUUGCCUUAUUAAAAGUGAACUGCAAGACGAAGAAAAUAGUUUACAUGUGGUGGUGAAUUGUGGAGAAGCAUUACUGAAGAAUAACACUUACUGGCCUCUUGUUAGUGAUUUUAUUAAUAUUCUUUCUCAUCAAAGUGUGGCUAAGAGAUUUUUGGAGGACCAUGGUUUGUUAGUUACUUGGAUGAACUUUGUAUCUUUCUUUCAAGGUAUGAAUUUAAACAAGAGAGAGUUAAAUGAACAUGUGGAGUUUGAGUCUCAGACCUACUAUGCUGCCUUUGCUGCUGAACUUGAGGCCUGUGCACAGCCGAUGUGGGGACUCUUAUCACACUGUAAAGUCAGGGAAACUCAAGAAUAUACCCGAAAUGUUGUAAGAUAUUGCCUUGAAGCUCUUCAAGACUGGUUUGAUGCUAUUAAUUUUGUAGAUGAGCCAGCACCCAACCAAGUCACUUUUCAUCUGCCACUGCACCGUUAUUAUGCUAUGUUUUUGAGUAAGGCUGUGAAAUGUCAAGAAUUAGAUUUGGAUUCUGUUUUACCCGAUCAGGAAAUGUUAAUGAAACUAAUGAUUCAUCCACUCCAAAUUCAAGCAAGUCUUGCUGAAAUUCACAGCAAUAUGUGGGUAAGAAAUGGUCUGCAAAUCAAAGGACAAGCCAUGACCUAUGUCCAGUCUCAUUUCUGUAAUUCUAUGAUUGAUCCAGACAUUUACCUAUUACAGGUUUGUGCUUCUAGACUUGACCCAGAUUAUUUUAUAUCAUCUGUCUUUGAAAGAUUUAAGGUGGUAGAUUUAUUGACAAUGGCAUCACAACAUCAAAACACAGUACUUGAUGCGGAGCAUGAGAGAUCCAUGUUAGAAGGUGCUCUUACGUUCCUUGUGAUUCUUUUGAGUCUUCGUUUACAUUUAGGAAUGUCUGAUGAUGAGAUUCUCAGGGCUGAGAUGGUAGCCCAGCUGUGUAUGAAUGACAGGACACAUAGCUCAUUGCUGGACCUCAUUCCAGAAAAUCCCAACCCAAAAAGUGGCAUCAUCCCAGGCAGUUACAGCUUUGAGUCAGUUUUGUCAGCUGUAGCUGAUUUUAAGGCUCCUGUUUUUGAACCUGGCGGUUCCAUGCAACAAGGCAUGUAUACUCCCAAAGCUGAAGUCUGGGAUCAGGAAUUUGACCCGGUCAUGGUCAUUCUUCGAACAGUUUACCGUAGAGAUGUGCAAUCUGCAAUGGACAGAUACACAGCAUUUUUAAAACAGAGUGGAAAAUUCCCUGGAAAUCCCUGGCCUCCUUAUAAGAAAAGGACAUCACUUCAUCCUAGCUAUAAAGGUCUCAUGAGACUUUUGCACUGUAAAACUUUACACAUUGUGCUAUUCACUCUACUUUACAAGAUUAUGAUGGAUCAUCAAAAUCUGUCAGAACAUGUACUCUGCAUGGUCUUGUAUCUGAUUGAAUUAGGACUUGAAAAUUCUGCUGAAGAUGAAUCAGAUGAAGAGGUAUCAGUGGGUGGACCAGAACGAUGUCACGACAGUUGGUUUCCUGGGAGUAACUUAGUAUCAAACAUGCGACACUUUAUAAACUAUGUUAGAGUGAGAGUUCCAGAGACAGCUCCCGAAGUGAAGAGAGACCCACCUGCAAGUACAAGCUCUGAUAGCUUGGGUUCAUUACAAAAUUCUGGCACAGCUCAAGUUUUCAGCUUAGUGGCAGAGCGUAGAAAGAAAUUUCAGGAGAUCAUCAAUCGCAGUACCAGUGAAGCAAAUCAGGUGGUUCGUCCCAAAACUUCAAAUAAAUGGUCUGCUCCUGGUUCAGCUCCCCAGUUAACAACAGCCAUUUUGGAAAUUAAAGAAAGUAUAUUAUCUUUGCUUAUUAAACUUCACCACAAACUCUCAGGCAAACAAAACUCCUACUAUCCUCCCUGGCUUGAUGACAUCGAAGUUUUAAUUCAACCAGAAAUUCCUAAAUAUAGUCAUGGAGAUGGUAUAACUGCAGUAGAAAGAAUUUUACUAAAAGCCGCAUUGCAAAGCAGAAUGAACAAACGCAUCAUUGAAGAGAUAUGUAGAAAAGUGACCCCUCCUGUACCACCCAAAAAAGUCACUGCAGCAGAGAAGAAAACUCUGGAUAAAGAGGAAAGGCGACAAAAGGCUAGAGAGAGACAGCAGAAGUUGCUUGCAGAAUUUGCUUCACGACAGAAAAGCUUUAUGGAAACUGCAAUGGAUGUUGAGUCUUCUGAGAAUGAUAUUCCUAUGGAAAUCACCACAGCAGAACCACAAGUUUCUGAGGCAAUAUAUGACUGUGUUAUAUGUGGACAGAGUGGCCCUUCCUCUGAAGACCGACCUAUUGGGCUGGUUGUACUAUUACAGGCAUCCUCAGUUUUAGGGCAGUGCCGUGAUAAUGUUGAGCCCAAAAAGUUGCCAAUCACUGAAGAAGAACAGAUUUACCCUUGGGACACAUGUGCAGCAGUGCAUGACGUGAGGCUUUCAUUAUUACAGCGUUAUUUUAAGGAUAGUUCUUGUCUUUUGGCAGUAUCAAUUGGCUGGGAAGGAGGUGUUUAUGUACAAACCUGUGGCCACACCUUGCAUAUAGAUUGUCAUAAAUCUUACAUGGUAUCAUUACGGAAUGACCAGGUUCUUCAGGGCUUCUCGGUGGACAAAGGAGAAUUCACCUGUCCUCUCUGUAGGCAGUUUGCUAACAGUGUUCUUCCUUGUUAUCCUGGAAGCAAUGUGGAAAAUAACCUUUGGCAACGUCUGAAUAACAAAAGCAUAAAAGAUCUCAUAAAGGAAGUGGAGGAGCUGCAGGGACGGCCGGGAGCUUUCCCAUUGGAAACCAACUUAAGCAAGGAAAUGGAAUCUGUAAUGAAAGAUAUAAAAAAUACAACUCAGAAGAAAUAUAGAGACUAUAGCAAGACUCCAGGCUCACCAGACAAUGAUUUUCUUUUUAUGUACUCUGUUGCGAGAACAAAUUUGGAACUUGAAUUGAUUCAUAGAGGAGGCAAUUUGUGUUCUGGUGGUGCAAGCACAGCUGGAAAAAGGUCUUGUUUAAAUCAGCUGUUUCAUGUAUUAGCCUUACACAUGCGGCUUUAUAGCAUUGACUCUGAGUAUAAUCCCUGGAAAAAGCUCACCCAAUUAGUAGAAGAUAUGAAUUCACAGUUGGGAAAUGAAGAACAUCAGCCUGAAGUUCCGAUUCUUUAUCAUGAUGUAACAUCUCUUUUACUUAUCCAGAUCUUAAUGAUGCCACAACCCUUACACAAAGAACACUUCACCUGCAUUGUGAAGGUGCUUUUUACCCUACUGUACACUCAGGCUCUUGCAGCACUUUCAGUUAAAUGCAGUGAGGAAGACAGAUCAACCUGGAAACAUGUGGGAACUCGGAAAAAGAACACAUGUGAUGCUGAAAAGUCUUAUGAAGUAUUAUUGAACUUUGUUGUAAGCGAACUAUCUAAAGGAAAAUUAUACCAUGAAGAAGGGACUCAAGAGUGUACAAUGAUUAGUCCUGUUGCUUGGUCUCCUGAAUCCAUGGAAAAAUACUUACAAGACUUCUGCUUACCUUUCCUUAGAAUCACCAGCCUUCUUCAGCACCAUCUUUUUGGGGAAGAUUUACCUAGUUGCCAGGAAGAAGAAGAAUUCUCAGUUCUUGCCAGCUGCUUGGGACUUCUGCCAACAUUUUACCAAACAGAACAUCCAUUCAUCAGUGCCUCCUGUCUGGAUUGGCCAGUUCCAGCAUUUGAUAUUAUAACUCAGUGGUGUUUUGAGAUAAAAUCAUUUACUGAAAGACAUGCAGAACAAGGAAAGGCCUUGCUUAUCCAAGAGUCAAGAUGGAAGUUACCACACCUGUUACAGUUGCCUGAGAAUUACAAUACCAUUUUUCAGUACUACCACAGAAAAACCUGUAGUGUCUGCACCAAGGUUCCUAAAGACCCUGCUGUUUGCCUUGUUUGUGGUACUUUUGUAUGCUUGAAAGGACUCUGCUGCAAGCAACAAAGUUACUGUGAAUGUGUAUUGCAUUCUCAGAACUGUGGUGCUGGAACAGGGAUUUUCCUUUUGAUUAAUGCAUCAGUGAUUAUCAUUAUUCGAGGUCACCGCUUCUGCCUCUGGGGUUCCGUGUAUCUGGAUGCUCAUGGAGAAGAAGACCGGGAUCUUAGGCGAGGCAAGCCUCUCUACAUUUGUAAGGAAAGAUACAAAGUUCUUGAACAGCAGUGGAUUUCUCAUACUUUUGAUCACAUCAAUAAAAGAUGGGGUCCACAUUAUAAUGGACUGUGACCACCUCAGCAUUUCAUUGUAUCAUCAUUUCCAUUAAGAAUUUAUUUUAUCAACAAUAAGCUUUAACUUAAUUUAGGGGAUUAACGCUUUUGCUGAAGGAAAAAACCAUUAUGAAGCCUUUUCAAAAUUAGGUGCUUGGUAAUCACAUUAAAGAUAUAAUAAUUGUUUUUAAAAUAUCUGGGAAACAUAACAGAUAAGUUAAAUCAUUCUUUAGUGGUCAUUUUUUUAAGUGCACAAUUAAUCAAAAGCACAACUUGUCCACACAAUCAUUUAGAAAUGAUUCUCCCAACAGUGCAUAUCAGCUAUUUAUUGACACUUAAGAGUGGGUGUGAUUUUUUUUUUUUGAAGUUUUUUAGCUUCUUUCUGUUUUAAUUUGCAUCUGCUAAACAUAAUGCAUCUUUUUUCUCUGCCAUUCUUGUGUUGAUUUGAGAUUGUUGCUGUAUGUAAUUAGAAAAAAUAUAAAACACGAUUUAUGUGAAAUAUUGUAUAGUAAAAGUUGGUCUAAUAGAACUUUAAAAUUUUUUCUUAUUGUGAGGAUCUGUUAAAAGUUUAAGGCUUUGCUGAAAACUUCAUUCUCAGGAAUUUCAUAAAUAUCUCCCCAGGUAAAUAAUUGAAAUAGCUGUAAAAUAAGUAGAUAGCUGCUGUUAAUAUAAUACAGUACAUUUUGGGGGGCGUAUGUGUUUGGGAAUACUUAAAAGUCAAAAUUUUGGAGCUUCAGAUAUAACUCAGUGGUAGAGUGUUUGCCUAGCAUGCACAAGGUGCUGGGUUUGAUCUUAACCA